AUUCUAGCUGAAAUAAUAUACUGUUUCAGUUUCUUUCAUUUACAAAUGAUUUUAGUGUAAAAUAAUCUAUUAUUUUUUAAUAUGUAAAUCAUGAAGAAACCACAAUAUAUGCCUCCAUAAACACUCAAGUCUUCCAUAUUACUUUGUGAUAUAUUACAAAAUUUGUCUUCCAUUUUUGUAUUAAUUUGUCUUCCAACAUUUAAAAUUGUGAUAUAAUUAAUUGAAUUAAGUUAAACAUAAGAAAAGAAAUCGUAAUUAACUAUUUGAUUAAGUUUAUGCAGUUUAAACUAAAAUAACUUAAAGCAAUGUCUGAAUCAAAAAUCAAUGAACAACAAUGUUUUAAAAGAGUAUGGAGUAAAACAUUAAAGUCAGUCUUCAAAAACUCUAAUGAUUCUAUUAUUACAACUGAAGCAGAGUCUUUUCAACAAUUGAAUGUCAAUAUUAAUAAGAAAAGGACUAGGCGCCGCCGAAAAAAAAAAGUGAACCAAAAAAUGUGUGAUUGUAAUUGCAGUAAUAAAUUAAAUAUGUUAGGUGCUGAAUUAUUAAAAAAUAAUUCCAAUAAGUCUAUUUAUCACCCUAACACAUAUUUGAGCUUUCUUAAUUCAUUAUACUUAAAUAGAUUACAUUUUGCUGACAUAAAUGUGCUAAAAUCAUUUGUAAGUGUGAAGGACACCCAUCAAUAUGCUGAUGAACAGUUGAAGAAGAAUGCUAGAUUAAGAGAUGCUUUUGGUAUAUCUGAAUUCUUCAUUGAAGGUUCUAGUUUAGACCCAGAAAGAAAAGCAAAAGAAGCAGCACUAGCUCAGUUAAAGGCAUUACAGGUGGAACAAACAGUUGUUCAAACAGAAACUAAAGAUACUGUAAAUAAAGAUGGUAGUACAAAAAUUGAAAUACUCUCAAAAAGUCCAAAACAUAAAAAAAGAAAGAAGAAGAAGUCUAAGUCCCACAAAACAGACAAAGUAAAAAGUGAGGAAAAAAAGAAAUCUAAAAAGCAUAAAAAGAAGCUCAAGUCAACUGAAGAGAAUAGUCCUAGUAGUAAUGAAGAAGAGUUCAAGAUAAAUAAAAGUUCAUCAAAAUUAAAAAAUAGUGAAGAAUCUAAGAAAGUAAAUCUAAGUAAAGCUGAAGGAAAUAAUAAAAAAAGUAUAAAAGAGUCUGAAGAAUAUUUAAAAAAACAUCAAAAAGACAUUGAAAAAAAUCAUAAAUUAGAUUAUAAAGAAAUUGAAACUAAGCAUAAAAGUGAAAAAGGAGAAAAUGUUAAAAGAGAUUCAUCAAAAUUACAUGAUAAAAAUGUAGAAGAAUCUUAUAAACAUAAAUCAAAAAAUUCACAAGACCCAAAAAAAUAUCAUAACUCUCGUAGAAGCAGAUCAACAGAAAAAGAACGUGAAAGGUAUAAAGAACGAAAUAAUAGAGAGUAUGAUAAAUAUUCACAUAAAUCCCAAAAGAUCCAUGAUGAAAUAAAAUUUAAUAAGAAUAAAGAUAAUUAUGAAAAAAAACACGAGAGAAAUAUUAAAAAGUCUUUUUUAAAAAAAAGUGUUAGUCCAAUUAAAGAAAGUAGAUCAAUUACACAACGUGAAAAAAUAACUUGUGUUGACUCAGAUAGUGAUCGUUCAUGCUAUACACCUCCACCUAAAAAAAUGAACACCAGCAUUAAGUCUAAUACCUCUAAGGGCAUUGGAGAUAAAGAUGUGAAAAGUACUAAGUAUACAUUUUCACUUAGAGAUACUAGUGAAGAUCAUGUAUUUGAAUCUAAAUCUAAUGGAAAAUUAGAAGAAUCAAAACGUUCCUCUAAAAAUGAUGGUAAGAUCUCUAUGCAACUAAAAAGACUUGAUACUAGGAAGACUAAUGAAAAAGAUGUUCUAUCAAUUGAAUCUGAUGAUGGAGAUUUUGAAGAAGAUAUAGAUUUAAAUAUAAUUAAGGAAAUUACUACUGAAAAGAUAAAAAAAGUAUUUGAACUACAUGAAAAACAAGAGCAAGCUUUAUUACAUCUAAAGAAAAAAAUAAUGGAAAAAAAAAAUAAAGCUAAAGUUUUUAAUAAUUCAAGUGAAAGUUCAGAUGAAGAAACUGAAAGAAAUAAAGCUCUCAAAAGAGGUCGUAACAAUGAACCAUCUUCUAGUUCUAGUGAUGAUAAAAAAACAAAGAAAAAAAUCAAACAUUCACAUUCCAGUAGUAGUAGUAGUAGUAGCAGCAGCAGCAGCAGUAGCAGCAGUAGUAGUGGAAGUUUGAGUGAAAACAGUAGUGUAGAUUUUAAAAAGUCUUCAAAAAACCAUCCAGACAAAUCAUUUAAGAAAAAAUCAUCAAUAUCGCAUAGGCAAGACAAGAGUAAAUCUCGCUCAAAAUCUAGAUCAAUUAGCUCCAAAGAACGGUCAAGAAAGAAACGAGCUUCAUCAAGUAGUGAUUCUAGCCCAGAGCGUAAGCCUAAGUCUUCUAAACAAACACGUUUGUCACUUGAAAAAAAAAGAAGUAGAGAUUGUAGUAGCUCUUGUAAUUCUUAUUCGUCUUAUAAAAAAAAGAAAAGAAGUUACUCUUCUAGUCUUUCGUCAACGAGUUCAUCAAGUAGUCAAUAUUCACGCAGCUCUAAUAGUUCUAGUGAUGAUACUAGUAGUUCUGCUUCUAACAGGAGUUCAAAAUCCCGAUCUGCUUCAAUACCUAGAAGACGAGGGUCACCAAGUUUUUUGGACAGAAGAAGAAUAACAAGUGCAAGAAAAAGACCAAUUCCAUAUACAAGACUAACACCAUUUUCUACUAAUUCUGAUUCAGAUAGUGUUAUAAGCGUGCAUGAUUCACCAAUUGUUGAAUGCCAUUAAUUUGGAAUUAACUAUGUACAUUUAUGUUUUUAUAAUGUGCAAUAAUAAUUUAUUAUUAAUAUUUUUAGGAUAAUCGACUAAUUAACUAAUUUAUUAAGCAUCAAUAUAAUGAAUGAUUUGUAAAUAAGUUUAUAGUUAGAUUAUUAUUCUUUUAAGGAAAUUGAAAAUAACAAUUAACCAAAUCUAGUCUUUGUUUUUCAUGUGCAUUCAAUUUUUGUGAUAUUUUUUAAUUUUACCAAACUAUUACAGUAAUUUCAUUGAGAUGGUUUACCAAUAAUACUUCAUUAUUAUUAAAAAAAAUUGUGUUGUAAGGUUAUAUAAAUACAUGUAUGGAUGGUAUUUGUGAGGUAGUCUAGUUCAAUUUUGACUUUUUUAAAUAAUUUACCAAUUUAAUUGAAAAAUUUAGACUAUUUAGCAGUAUCAAUAUUAGUUCCAUAUUUUGGUUAUAUUUUUUUUAAUAAAAUUUGAUGUCGAAUAGACUAUUGGGUAAAAAUAUUUUGUGUUUUUGUUUUCUUUAAAAAGUUAAAUGUUUUACUUGACUACGUUCUCACAGAAAUUAUCUUAAAAAUCUAUUAAAAUUAUUAACUUUUUGCGUGGAGUGAAAGCAUUCAUUGUCAUUAAUAUUAAUAUUAUAGCCUAUAACUGUUUUGGUUACAAAUAAAUUUAUGUAGAAGCUAUAUAACUAAAUCAGGAAUAAAUUGUUUUUUUUUUAAAUUUUUAUAAAUACAAACUAAAUUACUUGUAAAAGUAUUAAAAAUGAUAAAUUAGAUGUGCAUGUUCAUUAUUGUUUAA
Messenger RNA from Daktulosphaira vitifoliae (grape phylloxera), 3593 nucleotides. Its product is annotated as serine/arginine repetitive matrix protein 2-like. NCBI's taxonomy places the organism in Eukaryota, Metazoa, Arthropoda, Insecta, Hemiptera, Phylloxeridae. The record is from RefSeq and is a predicted model, not a curated record. The transcript is spliced from 7 exons. Gene Ontology annotation, molecular function: mRNA binding. The coding region runs from base 306 to 2801 and encodes 831 amino acids.